GAUAUAAAAUCAGAUGACAUCCAUCCACCUGCAGAGGAGGGGAAGAAACGAUUCUUAGCAGAACUGGUCCGGGACAGAAGCCAACAAUGUGGUGAAGAGCCUGAUAGGUCAAGCAUGACUAAGAUGAUGCAGUUCUUCUGCCUUGGGUACAACCCACUGAUCAAACUGGGUUUGGGCCAAAGAAAAGCUAGAAAGGGGAGGGGGAGGAGAAAAGGUGUUGGAUGACAGUGAUGUGUUUAGCCUCUUCUUGGCAAAAUGCCUGCUGAGCAUGGAAGAAGUGAAAGGGGAUAUCAUAAAAGCUUGCCAUGAGUUGGAAAGAUUUUGCUUCUCAGGUACAGGUGAGCAAGACUCGCAGGUAUUGUCAUGGGACAGGUUUCAGGAGAGAGAGAGAGAGAGAGAGAGCAAGAACAGGAGACUGGGUGGAGUGAGUUACUUCCUGCUCCCUUCGUGCUGCUUUUUAAAAGCCUCUAUGCCUUGGCAAAGCUGGUCUUCUGUGCCACAGCUUGGAAGCCACUUGAGGUCAUCAGAAGCAUCCUGGAGAUCUGGAGAACGGCAACAGCGUUCCCCUUGGCAGGAAGGGAAGGAGAUAGGCAGAUUUCAAAAUGCCAAGCCAGGAUUCUCUCGGGGGUUACCAGGAUGAGACUAAAACAGAUUUUACCUGGGUGGUUAAGGCUAAUAACCGGGCUUAUCACGCACAAAUUCAAAAGAAGCAUUUAUGGUGUUUGAAGAAGAGAAAAUAUGCAGACAAUGCCAUUAAGACGGCUAAAUACAACGUUUUCACUUUUCUCCCUCUCAACUUGUAUGAACAAUUUCACCGGUUGGCUAAUGUAUAUUUCUUGUUAAUAAUACUUUUGCAGACCUUCCCACAGAUCUCCACACUGCCUUGGUUUUCACUUCUCUUUCCCCUCGCUAUCCUGCUCUCCAUCAGAGGCAUCCGUGAUUUAAUUGAUGAUGUUGCACGACACCGAAGUGAUGGGGAAAUCAACAACCGACCUUGUGAGAUCUUGACAGGUGGAAGUUUCUGCAAAAAGAAAUGGUCUGAUAUUCAAGUGGGUGAUAUUGUUUGCCUUCACAAGGAUAGCAUUGUACCGGCUGACCUCCUCUUACUCUCCAGUUCAGAACCAAAUAGCCUCUGCUACGUGGAGACUAUGGACAUCGAUGGAGAGACCAAUCUGAAAUACAGACAAGCUCUCCUGAUAACACAUCAGCAGCUGACCUGCAUGGAGAACAUGGCUGCCUUUGACGGUGAGGUGGUCUGCGAAGAGCCAAACAGCCGGUUGCACAACUUUGUCGGCAUCUUAGAAUGGCAGGGAGAGAAAUACCCUCUUGACUAUGAGAAAAUCCUGUUGCGUGGCUGCAGAAUACGUAACACAGAGGUUUGCUACGGCCUUGUUAUUUAUGCAGGUUUCGAUACCAAAAUCAUGAAAAACUGUGGAAAGAUCAAGUUAAAAAAAACAAAACUCUGCCAUCUGAUGGAUCGUCUCGUGCUCCUGAUCACAGUCACUCUUCUUCUGACCUCCUUCGGCCUUGCCAUUGGCUCAGGGUUAUGGGCCACCAAGUUCUUCCAGGAACACAGCUACCUUUCUGCCUUCUACAGCCAUACCGGUGCACUCAGUUAUGCCUUUUUUGCAUUUUGGGGAUUCCUUAUCCUCCUCAGCCUGGUCAUCCCCAUGUCCAUGCUCAUCACGUUUGAAUUUAUCUAUCUGGUCAACAGCUGUUUCAUCAACUGGGACACCGAGAUGUAUUAUGCAGAGAAAGACACACCUGCCAAAGCUCGGAGCACAAGUCUGAAUGACCAGUUGGGGCAGAUCGAAUAUAUCUUCUCAGACAAAACAGGCACUUUGACUCAGAACAUCAUGACUUUCAAAAAAUGUUGUAUCAAUGGAGCCAUCUAUGGAUCAAGCAACAAGAGUGAAUGCAGCUCAAUGGAUUUGAGCUGGAACAAAUACAUAGACAAGAAACUGGAAUUUCGUGAUCAGUUGCUUUUGGAUACCAUCCGGCGUGACCAGGACCCGAUUCUGAGGGAAUACAUGCGGUUACUUGCCCUGUGUCACACCGUCAUGGUGGAGGAGAAAGAAAGUGAGCUUGUUUACCAAGCUGCUUCGCCAGAUGAAGAAGCCCUGGUAACAGCUGCCAGAAAUCUGGGAUAUGUCUUUCUCUCCCGCAGUCAAGAUAGCAUCACAAUAAGUGAGCUGGGCAUACAACGGACUUACAAGGUGUUGGCAUUGCUAGAUUUCAACAGUGUAAGAAAACGAAUGUCUAUUUUAGUGCAAGACCCUGAAGGCUGCAUCAAGCUUUAUACCAAAGGGGCAGAUUCUGUGAUCCUAGAAAGACUCCACAGUGACCAGACCAACAAAGGUUCCACCAUCAAGGCACUGGAUAGCUUUGCAGCAGAAACCUUAAGGACUUUAUGCCUGGCUAUGAAAGAGUUGGAUAAAAAGGAGUACACUCUGUGGAAGAAGAAACACCAUGCAGCGAGCAUCUUAUUACAGGGCCGGGCCCAAGGGUUGGACACAGUAUAUGAGGAAAUUGAGCAGAAUCUCAAGCUUCUGGGUGCUACAGCCAUAGAGGACAAAUUACAAGAUGGAGUCCCUGAGACCAUUCAUCUUCUCAAAAGGGGGGACAUCAAAGUGUGGGUGCUAACUGGAGAUAAGCAAGAAACUGCUGUCAAUAUUGGGUUUGCUUGCCACCUCCUUUCCGAGGACAUGACCAUUCUGGAGGAGAGCGAAAUCAGUGAGAUUCUUGAACCAGCCUGGUGCAGCAGCAACAGUUUGACUGGCAGUGGUGAAGCCCUUUGCGACGUCAACUCUUUUCUUUCUUAUCAAGCAUCUGCAAUGCACGGCAAAAAAGCCUUGGUGGUCACUGGGGAUUUCCUGGAGAAAAUCUUUCACACGGAGGAGGACAAGAAAGCAAAGAAGAAGGAAGGCCUUUUGGAGUACCUGUGCUUUCGGACUGCGGACACCAGCAAGGACCACAGGAGACUCAUUGAAAAAGCGUUUGUGGAACUGGCCACCACCUGCCAAGCUGUGAUCUGCUGCAGGGUCACACCCAAGCAGAAAGCCCUCAUUGUGCAAAUGGUGAAGAGACACAAGAACGCUAUCUCCUUGGCCAUUGGAGAUGGGGCCAAUGAUGUCAACAUGAUUAAAACUGCGGACAUAGGGGUUGGAAUCAGUGGGCAAGAAGGCAUGCAAGCAGUGCAAUGCAGUGAUUAUGCACUGGCUCAGUUCCACUACCUUCAGAGGCUCCUCUUUGUCCAUGGCAAGUGGUCCUACCUCCGGAUCGCCAAAUUUCUCCGCUACUUCUUCUUCAAGACAUUUGCUGGCAUGAUGGUGCAAAUCUGGUUUGCUUUCUAUACAGGCUUCACGGCACAGCCUCUGUUGGAGAGCUGGUUCCUCGCUCUUUAUAAUGUUGUCUACACCUCGAUCCCAGUCCUAUGUUUGGGCUUUUUUGAACAGGAUAUGAAUGACAAGAAAAGUCUGCAGUUCCCUGAGCUGUACAAGGCAGGUCAAAAAGACCUCUUCUUCAAUUUUGGAAUAUUCUUUGUGUCGUUCAUCCAUGGAUCCUUUGUCUCUUUGGCCAACUUCUACAUCACCAUGUGGGCCAUGGGGGACAGAUCAGGCACCCGGGUCACUGGUGAUUAUCAGUCCUUUGGCAUGAUCGUUGCAACCUCUGCCAUCUUGACAGUUAUGGCCGAGAUGAUGCUGGAGAUGAAAUUCUGGACCCUCGUCUCUUUCCUGGCCAUCUUGAUCAGUCUGGGGCUUUAUUGUCUUCUCACGUACAUCACUCAAAGCUUCCAAGCCUUCAAUAUCUCUCCCCAGAUGUUCCCCUAUCCUGGGGCCACCAGGAAUGCUCUGACUGACCCAACUGCUGUGCUUGUCAUCUUGCUAUGUAUUGUGGUGAACAUCAUCCCCUCUCUUGCAGUCCGUUUUGUGUAUAGUACCAUCAGCCCUCCAACUAUGUCAGAGAUGUUUCAAGUCCAGGAGAUCCAGAAGAAGCAAUCCACGGUGGAGCUGACAUCUCACAACAGUAGGAAUUCGCUCCUGAGGCAUUCCAGCUAUGCCUUUUCCCACAAGGAAGGAUACGCCCAUCUCAUCUCCAAGGGAGCCAGUCUGCGGAGCAAGGGUGUCCCUAUCCGUAGCCAACUGAACGACUUCCACAGCACCCACAGCCCUGGAAAAGAGAGCCCACUGCUAACUCAGAUCAACGCUGACCCUAAAGAAGUUUCUGCUGAGCAGAAAGCCCAACUCAGUUGAAGGAGACAGAGUCUAUUACUGACAACAGGAAGGGCCAUCGCUGGGCCUGUAUUCCCUGUCCUGCACAAGGGUGACUUUUGCCUGAAUGCUACAAUUUUUCCUGAGACUGAGGAUUGCACUUGGCAGAAGCUUUCCACGGACAGUGUCUGUCUGUCAUUCAUGAAAUUCUGAGUUCGAACCUUAGAGACAUCUGACUCAGACUUCAGAUCUUCUCGUUCUUUUUUUCUGCCAUAUCCGAAAGUUUACUUCUAGUCUGUGCAAUAUUCUCGCGAGUGAUAACCCAUCUUGGCUAGUUUACAUAGAGACUAUGUUUACAUAGUCAGUGUCUACUGGUACUGGCCUGUGCCAUCCUAACAAAACAGUGUUUGCUCUGGUUUCAAAUCUGGAAGGCUUUGCAGAUCUCAGUCUGAGGUUCUUGCCUCUAGGUGGCCUUAAAAGCCUCUGAACUGUGCAGGGUAGCUCCUGAUAAAUGAGAAAAUCCUUGCUUGCAGAAAGCCACCAUUUCAGGCUGGAGGUCUUCCAAAUUCCAGUUAUGGAAAGGGCAGAUAGUGAAUGCCGGGAGAAAGGCCUGCAAUAACUUUAAGAGGGUUGAACUUCAACUCCCAGAAUUCCUCAGUCACCAUGUCUCUCAUGGUCACAUGUAGUGUUUCUGAUAUAUGAGCCUGAACAGUUGAAUUGGUUUACAAGGUCAAGGCCAAGUAUCGCUGUGCCAAAAAGAAAGUUUCUCUCCCAAAUCAGAGAAAAGCCUAUAUGCCAGUGAUGGCGAACCUUUUAGAGACCAAGUGCCCAAACGGCAACCCAAAACCCACUUAUGUAUCGUCGGGUGCUGGGUGGGCGUGGUCCAUUGGGUGGGUGUGGCCCAUUGAGUGGGCG
Crotalus tigris (Tiger rattlesnake) is the source of this 5126-nucleotide messenger RNA. RefSeq names its product ATPase phospholipid transporting 8B3 (gene ATP8B3). Gene Ontology annotation, biological process: phospholipid translocation; Golgi organization. Gene Ontology annotation, cellular component: plasma membrane. The coding region runs from base 603 to 4253 and encodes 1216 amino acids. Lineage: Eukaryota; Metazoa; Chordata; Lepidosauria; Squamata; Viperidae. The record is from RefSeq and is a predicted model, not a curated record. The transcript has 28 exons. Gene Ontology annotation, molecular function: ATP hydrolysis activity; ATPase-coupled intramembrane lipid carrier activity; magnesium ion binding.